Molecule: messenger RNA, 10846 nt
Organism: Dicentrarchus labrax (European seabass)
Lineage: Eukaryota; Metazoa; Chordata; Actinopteri; Moronidae
Gene: prkcg
Product: protein kinase C, gamma
Exons: 17
Coding region: 8329-10440 (703 amino acids)
Biological process (GO): protein phosphorylation
Molecular function (GO): ATP binding; zinc ion binding; diacylglycerol-dependent serine/threonine kinase activity
Source: RefSeq, a predicted model, not a curated record
GUUUUGUGUGUGUGUGUGUGUGUGUGUGUGUGUGUGUAUUUUCUCUUGUGACAGUAUUUUCCAUACAAGCUAUUACCCAGUCAGAACUCCUUCAAAGUAAAUUUAUGGAGAGCUCAAAGAGUAGUUUCUUUGGCAUUCUGACAGGCAGUCCUCUGCCAAAGUGUGUGUGCGCGCAUGCUUGCUUGCAUAUAUUUCUCAGAGGUUUCUCGGUUCUUGUCAGACUUUUUGCUUUGAUCUGGCCAGAGCUGACCUAACAUAAUCCACUUCUUUCACCCUCAAAGAGAGCAACACACCUAACACUCUGCCUCAACUCUCAACCCCAGCCAACAGCGGCCAAGUCAGAGCCACCUGACCAGCUCUAUUUCUACUAGAACAAACAGAUGUUUUUGCUGAUCAGUACAGAAUUUUGAACAGACCUGACCCUGGUGCAGCCUUCUGGGAAGUCAUCCAUACCCUUAGUUGAAUCAUAUUUGCCUUGAUAGCCUUUACAUUUUCUUUUUUGUGUUGUUGUGUUUGUGUGUUUUUGUUUUUAACCUAUAGGGAAAUGGGGUUGUAAAUACAGAAAUAUAAUGAAACUGAACUUGAUAUAAUUUUAACUUUCAUCAUGGUUUGUAGAAAAUCUCUUAUCUGGUUCUGAAAGCUAGCUUUAAAUUUAAAAUUUUAAACACUAAAAACUCUAAAAUGCUCCUCAACCAAGCAUGACAAAACAUCUAAACAGUACCUGACACAUGAUAUUCUGCAAGAGUGUUGAUGGGGAUAUUAAAUAUGUUUUGUUCUACUCCCUGUGUGCCUGCGAUCUGCUAAUUAGCCAUGCUUUGUCAGUGUGAUGGGCUAAUGGCUAAUUGCAUUGUGAGGCCUCUGUGUGUACAUGCAAUAAUGACUUAACGCUCUAAUAAGAUUGAGUUACAGGCAGUUGGAUCAUGGUGUCCCCAAACACUGAUCUGAGGUCAGUGUUAUGCUUUUCUCUCUAAUGGCUAUGAUGGGAGAGUGGAGGGGAUAAACUGAUCCUUGAUCUCCCAUGUGGGAUUUCGAUCACUCCCAUUGUGUUCUGUCAUUUAUCUUGGAGCUGGGUACAGCUAGAUGCCAGCGGUGAUGCAGUUGGCUUCUGAACAUUUUUAUGGAUAUCAAGUACAGGAAUACAUUUUUUAUUUGAUUAAAUAUACAUUAUAUCAUCUCAGAUAUGCUUUUAUCUUGAAGUUGUAAAAUAUGUAUGGUCUGGAUUGGUCAGUUGAUAAAUAUCUGCACCCAACACAGCUAUCUAUCUCUGUUAAACUCCUGCGUUCUCCCACCAGCUUCGUUCUUUUCCCCUCCAUCCCCCUUCUUCUCCCUGCUGCAGCACCUCCCAGUCCCUCAGUCACUUCUGUUCCAACUUAAUGGUCACACACAUACACAAGCAUUCACAUGCACAUACAGUACAGUGACGCACACACACACUCAUGAACGGUGUGUGGGAAUGGAAGGGGUGUGCUGCGUCCCUGCUGAGGUGCAACAGAUUGAUCCUGUACUGAUCUGCCACCGGGUCCCUGGGGAUUUGUAACGCAUGUCUGCUGUGCAAGGCUUAACACUUUCUCCCACUCUCUUUCUGUCUUUGUCUCUCUCUCAUUCUGUCUCUCUCUAGCGUCACAAGCAUCGUCUCUUGCUAUGCAGUGCAGUGGCCUUCGUACUCCCGCACCCUCUCACCCUCCAUCUCUCUCAGUAUUCUGCCAAUAACAGGUUCCCUUCGUCUUUCUGUUUUGAUCUUCUUUCAAUUCUAUUUCCUCUGACUGACUCUGUCAUUUCAUUUAUUCCCUGCUCUACUCUAUCUCUGGUUAUCCCUUCCUUAAAAUCAUUCUGUCCUCCCCGUGGAUUUUCCCUUUAUACUGCAUUGUAUUGAUAAUUUUCUAUUGUUUCUUCCACUACUCUUUUGCUGACACAGUUGUCUUUCUUAUAUAUGUCUGUAGAAAUAUCUAUAUAUCUGUAUCGAUAUCCACUGAAUGGCUAAAUCUAUAUGCAUGUAUAUGCACACACACUAUACUCACACACGUAAAGUACAUGUGGAAGGAAAGCGCUGUUUCUCUUUCAUCAUGUGUGCAGCGCCGCAGGGUUCUACAACUCAUCGGCUUGAUCUCUGAAGUUGAAAAAACACCCAAGCACCCUUUCAUCUCAUGCUUUAGAUACACAGCCAAUCUCUCGCUUCCUCCAUUUUCACAUGAGCCACACUGGGCCACGACCAGGGACAAAUGAGCUAACUGACCCACAGCUUAUACCACACUGUUUGCUUUUGUAUGCGUGUGUGUGUGUGUGUGUGUGUGAGAGAGAGAGAGAGAGGGUAUGUGCACAAAUGUAUCAUCUUUUGUUUCUUCUGCAUGUGUGUCUAUUUGUACGUUAGCAUGAUAAGAUGCUUUUGAUAAUUCCAUGCAGCAGCAGUUGUAACAAUCUGUGGCUAUUUGAUUAGUUGUAAUGGUAAUGAACACAGAGUAAAUUUACACAGUAUACCAUUUUUAAUGCAAAUUUCUCCCCUUAAUUUGGUUCACCAGGAUCUCUGUCGAUGUUUGAUGAACUCAAGCUAUUAUACAUCCUGAAGCAGCUUGUGUUUUCUGCUCUUAUGCUGCAUUAUGCUCCAGCUAAAACUGGUCCGUUUUUAUAAAUAUUUUUUAGUUUAUCAAUGUUAACUAGUGGCGCAAGAGAAUAUUUGGCAUUUUUGCUUGAAAAAUUAAAUAAAUGAUCUAUUAUGAAAAUAGAAAUGUAUUAACUUUCUGUGGAUCAAAUUAACAAUUAAUGGAUUACCGUAAUCACUUCAGCUCUAAUGUAGGUUAGAGAUCCAUUGUGUAUUCUAUUUGUGUGUCAUUUUGGUAAUUUGGAUAUGUUUGUCUCCAUUGUCAGAAUGUACAUUGGAAAGAAUGAAAAUCAUUGUGUGCUAAUAGUCCUUAAAAUAGAGCUGUAACAUCAACAGAAACAGGAGUUUGCUGUAUGCUGCAGCCAAUAUGUUUGAAGCAACAUUAGCACCACAUCUAGGACACAAUAAUUAUUCAUACUACAUCCUUGUUUGCCUCUGUGUGUGUGUGUGUGUGUGUGUGUGUGUGUGUGUGUGUGUGUGAGAGAGAGAGAGAGAGAGAGAGAGAGAGAGGGAGAGAGUGCAUGUGUGUGUGUGCAUGUGUAAUGCCACCUAUCCAAAGGGAAUUCAUCCUAGAAAACUGGGAUGAAGAUUAAGAUAUCGUCAGACUUUACCUUGUUCUCCCCUCGCCUCAUUAUCCAAUCGCCCCUCUUACCCUGAAUCUCUUGCCCUCCUGCUUUCAUCCUUCCCCUUGAGCACAUUUUGUUCACAACCUUCUCUUCCUCCCUGCAGCAGUAAGAAAGGUUUUGCAGCCUACAGCGGAGGCUUUGAGUUCUUGUUAGUAUUUUGCACAUACUGUGAAUAGUAAUACGUUUGAGCUCACAUGCCUGUUUUCCUCAUGUUAGUAGAUGAUCUAUCGGCUUGGCCACGGUCCCAAACUCAUUAUAGCCAAGCCCUCAAACUCAACCUCAGUGGGGGAAGGAUGUGCUUAACACAAAUAUUUUAUUUAUCCAGAUAAAAAAAUAAUCAGUGGGCAGAUAACAUCACAUUCUGUUGUUAUUUAAAUAAACAGAAACAUAUAUGGAAUAAUGAAGUACCGACAUGGUACUUGUCUAGUUUAAAGUGGCCAUAAUCAAUAUUUUAAUAUUAAUAAUGCAUCACAUGACUACUUGGUGUGAAAGGGUCACUCAUAUAGUGAUGAAACCACAGCGAAUGAUCAACUCAGCAGUUUUAGUGUCUUUCCUCUCAUUGUUUUGGGUUUUAUGGCCUGCAACUUUUUUGACUCAAUCUCAUGCUAUCAUUGCAGCAGGGAGAUGUUUUCUGCGGAAAAGAAACUAAGCUGUUUGCUGUAUGCUACCUGCUCAGCACCAAAUAACAGACAGCCGCAGUUAGCAACUGGUGAACUUAGCGGAGCAUUAAGCAGCUAAAGAGCCAGAUAUUUACCUCAGGAGUUAGUGGAGACAGAAACAUAUAAAAGGAAAGGGAAUGUUGGACUUCAUCAGGUGGCCAGAAACACGACUCCUAAAUACAUGUUCCUCCGUUACUGUUGGAUGUGUAAAUAGGUAACUAUUUGAUAUCAUAAUUUGCUAACAUGAUAUCAUAUUGACCUGAAGUCCAACAUUCGCUUUUCUUUUAUUUGUCAGUGAUGUGUUCAUAGCUCGAUUCCUCUGCAUAAAAGUGUCCAAAAAAAUCAGUUAUUGCUGGUUUUAAAAAAGGCCAAAAGUUUUGAAAUGAUUAUGAGUCCUAUCUUUUUACAGUGCCAGGUUAUACAAGCAAACAGUAGACUUAUAUAUUUUCAUCCACACACUGUACACAGUAUAUAAACAAACAAUUUGAAACCGUAGCGAGAGGCAAGCAGUAUACCAGAGCAACAUAUAAGAUAUUGGUACUAAAGAAAAAGUAUGUAAUAGAUUAUUGACUCAGGGUCAUAAACAUAAUUCCUGGCACUAAAAAAGAGUUGUAAAGACAUCAUAACCAGUAAAAGGCUGUGCAAAACAAUGUAAUAUUAAAUAGACGAAUAUACGAUUCCUCUCCCUCAGGUUCUCAGGCCUCCUGAGCCAUCCACAAACCAAAAUCCAAAAUUACAUUAUCCAAUAGAUCAGAUUUAAUUUACACAACUGUUUCUCAUUUGUAUAGUUUUCCAUUUUAGCAGUAUUUGUUGUUGCAAUGAGAGGCAGGUCAGCAGUAAAAUAAAUAUGGAGAACAGGCUUAUUUGCUUCAGCACUGAGAGUUUGUAGGCCAUGUUGAUGGACCCUAGUUGCCUGCCAACUGUCUCAUCUGACUGGCGUGGAGGUUUGUUGCUCUCUUCCAAAAACACAGCCGACCACUCUUCAUUAAAAAAGCAAAUAGCACACCCCAACAGAAAAGCAAUACAAGCAAACAGAGCCAAUUGGUUCUGAAGAGACAAAUUUAACAGGCAGAUAUGAUUACCUCAGACACCACUUCUCCCCUGAUUCCACAAACAACAGUUAGGCAAGUCAAUUUGCCUUAAUUUCAUUGGAGGAGAAAGCCAGCCAGCCAGGUUGAAGUCAGUACUUGAUGCGAGUGAGCGCUCGUUAGACGAUAAUGGAUGCGUGUAAUUGGUGAAGUGCUGAUUGCUCCCCCAAAAAAGAUUCCAUCGGAGGAGAAUUUUCUGUUUCAUUAAGCCAUGGUCAGAAAUAAUAAGAUAGCCAUCUGUAGACUGAGAGAGAAAAAGAGAGGGGGCUGGGAUAUGGAAAGUGCUCAUGAUCAGAAAUGGGAGCAACAACUUCCAGAAUUGUCAUAUAGUGGUAUUCAUUGUUAAGAUGAUAAUAACUAAGAGACAGAUUGUGGGUUUUGGGGGUGGGGGGUGGGGGGUUCUUCAUUGAUUUAUACUCAUUUUUUCUGUUGUAAAAUAUCAUCUGUAUAUUUACUUUUAUCUUCACUUCUGUGUUUUCUGUCAUUUUCCCUACGCUCUUAAUCACGCAGGCUGAAUGUAUGUGUUUUUCAUUCUGCCAUGUGUAUACGUCUUCUUGGUUUACAGCCUUAAUGCAUCAUUGGCUGGCUGCACACCAACUGGCUUUUAUGGCCCGGGAUCUGACACUGUAAAGCAUGCUCCGAUAGGCAUGCAAACGCACACUGAUACAGACACUUUAGAGCCACAAGUGCUUACUCAUCACACCGCAUGGAGGGAAAGCAUUGUGAGCCGUUUAUGUGCUUUGUUUUUCAAUGCCCUGAUUACGAAGGAGUGCAUGGUCUACAGCUCAUGUUUUUGUGCCCCUCUCUUUCUCUCUCUCUCUCUCUCUCUCUCACUAUGUGAGCACAUCUUCCUCAUUUAUUUGUGACAAUAGAACAAGACAUGACUCAUCCAAGAUAAGACAGAUGAAGGGUGUGAGUCUUAUGGGCCAGAAAAUGAAGACAGUAAUGGCAGUUCUAUAGAAGUAGGUCCGGUGGCGGUUUGUGUGCAAGGAAAGCCCACUAUCAUUUCCAAUCAGCUGCUAGUUCUGCAUGACUAAUGCUGAAAUGACAUAUAUCGUUGUCAGAUAGGGCAUGUUCACACAGCUGUUUUUUUUUUUUUUUUUUUUUAGAUACAGGCAUAAUAAUGACAGCUUCCAACACACACACACAUUUGUGCACACUAGCUCACUCUUAUCUUGCUGGCUGACACCAUUUUGCUCUCUAACAAUCUUGCUAAUUAUAAUUGUUAAUUAAUUCUCUGCCAGUGUCCUCAUCAGGAGACUAAUAACCUACAUUUCCAUUAAUUAGACCUUCAACCCUUCGCUCCCUCUCUCAGUCUCUCCGUCCCACUCCAAUCCACCCCUUCGUCCCCUGCCUGCCUGCUUCCAUGCUCCCGCCUGCUGCUCUCUUCUCCCAGGAUUGUUCAUAGACCAUGUGCACACAUGGAGUGUGAUUAAUUGUGUGUGUGUGUGUGUGUGUGUGUGUGUGUGAUUGUGUGUGUUUGUUGCUUGUAUCACUGACAUUGCGGGGACAAACGGCAAAAAAGGCUGCUGUUUUAGGGUUAAAGGGAUAGUUUGACAUUUUUGUAUUAUUAUAUAUAUUAUGAAUAUGCGUAUUUGCUUUCUUGCCAAGAGUUAGAUGGAAAGAUUGAGAUAAUCAUUUCUGUCUUUGUCUGUUGCUCGUAGGCCUAUAUGUAGCUGGAGCCAGCACCUUGUAAGCUUAGCUUAGCUUAGCAUAAAGACUACAAACAGGUUGAUGUUUGCCUGGCUCUGACUAAAUGCAAAGUAAGAAAAUCUGCCUACUGGCACCUCCAAAAGUACACUAAUUAACACAUUAUAGUUGUCCAAGUCUCUGCUGGUUGCCUGGCAACUGGUCUGGCAGAUAAACCCCCGAAAAACAGCAAAUUGUUCUUUUUACACUUGUGCACUUGAGUUUUGUACGGAUUAAACAAACAAGAUAUAAGCGUUAAUGUGUGAGCUUUAGAGGUGCUAGUUGGAGUUUAAUUGGACAGAGCCAGGUUUCCCUCUGCUUCCAGUCUUUAGCUAAGCUAACCAGCUUCUGGCUCCAGCUACAAAUACCAGCUACAUGAGAAUGAUAUACAUUUUCUCAUCUGACUCUAGGUAAGAAAGCGAAUAAGUGUCAUAAAUGUCAAAUUAUUCCUUUAAGACUUGGUUUAUGUAUCUUGAAUGAAUGUAAAUCAAUACAAUGUCCUGCUAAGUGAUAAAACAAGUUUCUGUGUGUGUGUGUGUGUGUGUGUGUGUGUGUGUGUGUGUGUGUGUGUGUGUGCCCUAGACGCUAUGUGGGCAAUCAAUGGACAAACAGCCCCUCUCUCUUGGAAACUACUCUUCCCAUCAGGCUUAGCUGACCUGGUUUCAGUGCACAGUGGAGCAGUGUUAUCAUGCCACCACUUGCUCUGAUCUCUGAACAAAUUACCAAUGCAGUGAACAUACUGUUAACUGCACUGUUGCACAAAAGAUUAACACAGUUGUUUAUUUCACAGGCCUGUUGAUCCUUCAGUCAUCUUGAUCUGCUGCAAACUUCAUGACUUUUAACAGUUUAUCUCCACUUCUAACUAUGCUUAACUAUCCAUUUCUCGGACUCUUUGUGCAUGAAGCUCCCUGCUCUUCUCUUCCAGACUAGAUACUCUCUCUCCUCUCCGUUUCCUCUCUCCGUCUGGCACUCGAGGAAGUGAGGGACAGUUGGCGCUUGCUUGUCCAUACUGUAUUGGUGGUGGCAAAAUGGCAGCUUCUGUCUCAUCCGUCCUCCUUCCUCUACCUCCCUCGCCCUCUCCUGAGAGGAGUAACCCAGAUUUCAAAAUGAAUCGCCGCCUAUUCCCCUCAAUCUUUCUCCUCUCUCUCUCUCUCUCUCUCUCUCUCUCUCUCUCUCUCUCUCUCUCUCUCUCUCUCUCUCUUUCUCUCUUCCUCUCUCUCUCUUUCUCUCUCUCCAUCUCUCGUCCUCUUCUUAGUAAAAAGAGAAUCAAUCUUGGAAAGAGAAUACCACCUCUCUAUCUCGUCCUCCUCCUCACCCUGCCUCUGGGUUAACGGAUAUAUACCACUUUACUCGUCUAUCUUUGAUUCCUAGAAAGCUUGAAUCUCCCAAAACGUUUGUUGCUUUCUCUUUUUGUUUUAAUAGGUUUUUCUAUUUCUUUUUAUUUUCCUUUUUCGGCUGGUUCUUUCCAACUUUUCGCAGCACUGCUUCUCUUGGUUUUUCUGUCUUGUCUUCCCAUCUUUCUCUUUUUUUGAGGUGACCAGCUACAGGUGUGACACCUUAGCCUUUCUUUUGAAGUGAGCCAAACGAAGAGAAGAGAAGGGGGAGAGGAAGAGAAGAAAGCUGUCCUGUAGUCGAGCCUUUCCUACAAAAUCACAACCAAUUCAGGCAUCAUGUCUACCCCGGUCUCCCCCUCCCCCUCUCUCUCCCCGUUGACACUGGCCUCCCCUACAUCGGCAACCUCCCCCGGUGCCUCCCCUCUGCCCUCGCCCCUGUCCCCUCCACCCAGGGUGCCCGUGUUCCAGAGGAAGGGAGCGCUCAAACACAAGAGGAUUGUGGAGGUGAAAGACCAUCAGUUCACGGCCCGCUUCUUCAAACAGCCCACCUUCUGCAGCCACUGCACCGACUUCAUCUGGGGCAUCGGCAAACAGGGAUUCCAAUGUCAAGUUUGCAGUUUUGUGGUCCACAAAAGAUGUCACGAGUUUGUGACCUUCACUUGUCCUGGGUCUGUGACAGGCCCCAGGCCAGAUGACCUGAAGAGUCAACACACAUUUAAGGUCCAGACUUACUCCAGUCCCACCUUCUGCGACCACUGCGGCUCGUUGCUAUACGGCCUCAUACACCAGGGCAUGAAAUGUUCCAGUUGUGACAUGAACGUCCAUCGACGGUGUGAGACAAGUGUUCCCAGUCUCUGUGGACAAGACCAUACAGAGAAGAGAGGAAGGAUCCACCUGACUAUCAGAGGAGAGUCUGAGGAAGUCUUUGUAACAGUGCGGGAGGCUCGUAACCUGAUGCCCAUGGAUCCAAACGGCCUGUCAGACCCGUAUGUUAAACUGAAAUUGAUUCCGGACCCCAAGAGCCACAGCAAACAGAAGACCAAGACCAUCCGCUCAACACUAAAUCCCGUCUGGAAUGAGAGUUUCACCUUCUCAGUGCGCGGUCACCAGUGGGACAGGCGACUGUCUGUGGAGGUAUGGGACUGGGACCGCACAUCUAGGAACGAUUUCAUGGGAGCGCUGUCAUUUGGAGUGAGUGAGAUCUUCAGGCGUCCUAUCAGCGGCUGGUUCAAACUGCUGGCCCAAGAUGAGGGAGAGUACUACAACAUCCCCGUGCCAGACCCAGACCUGCAGGAGCCUCAGCCAGACGCCACAACACCAUCUCUGCCUCAAGCGAUACCUGUCCCACUGUCUGAAGUGUUCCCUGUGGCUCUGUCCCCGACCCCUGUACCAUGUCCUCCUGUCCACACCCCAGGCCCUGCCAAAGUCAGAGUGGGCAUGCAUGACUUCAACUUCCUCAUGGUGCUGGGCAAAGGCAGCUUUGGCAAGGUGCUGCUGGCAGAGGAGCGAGGCAGCGAGCGUCUGUUCGCAGUGAAAGUGUUGAAGAAAGACGUUCUCUUCCAGGACGAGGACACAGAGAGCGCCCUGGUGGAGAGGAGGGUUCUAGCGCUUUCCUCUCGCCCUCACUUCCUCACAUCACUCUACUGCGCCUUCCAGACUGAGGACCGUCUUUAUUAUGUGAUGGAAUAUGUCAACGGAGGAGACCUGAUGUUUCACAUUCAGAUAGUUGGCAAGUUCAAAGAGCCUCAUGCAGCGUUUUAUGCAGCAGAGAUAGCAGUCGGCCUCUUCUUCCUCCACAGCAAAGGCAUCAUCUACAGGGAUCUAAAGCUGGAUAAUGUGCUGCUUGACAGCGAGGGCCACAUAAAGAUAGCUGACUUCGGGAUGUGCAGGGAGGGCAUGUUUGAGGACGACACCACGCGCACAUUCUGCGGCACCCCUGACUACAUCGCCCCUGAGAUUGUGGCAUAUCAGCCUUAUGAUAAAGCGGUAGACUGGUGGUCCUAUGGAGUACUGCUGUAUGAAAUGCUGGCAGGACAGCCACCAUUUGAUGGUAUUGACGAGGAGGAGCUGUUUCAGUCCAUUAUGGAGCAGUGUGUCUCAUACCCGAAAAGUCUCUCUCGUGAAGCUGUUGCUAUCUGCAAGGGACUCCUGACGAAGAACCCGGCCAAGCGUCUUGGUGGAGGAGAGGAAGGAGAGAGAGAGAUCAGGGAACAUCCAUUCUUCCGCUGGAUUGACUGGGACCGUCUGGAGAGAUUGGAGAUCCAGGCGCCCUUCAAACCCAGAACUGGUGGGAAAAAAGGUGAAAAUUUCGACAAGUUCUUCACAGCAGCUCCGUCAGUGCUCACCCCGUCUGACCCGGAUGUACUCGCAGCUAUAAAUCAGGAAGACUUCCAGGGCUUCUCCUUCCUAAACCCAGACUUUGCCCCGUCGCCUCUCACCGCUGUUUGAAAAUGGCUCCCAAACCUGCUCCAACAACCCCUCCAAGUGUACCUAAGCUACCCUGUUACCCUCCGUAAUAGUAGUUUUAUAACAGAAGUUGAACUAGCAGUAUUAAAGACACCUCUCAUAACCAAAUCCUAACGUUUACAUGAAAAUGCCAAGACACCUUUAUAUUCAUGCACUCUCUUUGAUGUAUGUAUUUUAUCUUGAUAGUCACAGAAUAUGUUGCAGCAAUGCAAACAAAGCCAGUAUUCUACUAUAGAUUUCCAUCUUAGAGUUUUUUGUAAGGCAUCCCUUAACUUGAUAUAAGAGUACUGUAGUAUGAACCUGAUAAAUGAAUCUCUUUGCAUGCAAUGUUUUUAGAAUGAGUUCCUCUGACACACUAGUUUUCUAUAGCAUAGAUUAGUCAAGAAAA